Lachancea thermotolerans CBS 6340 is the source of this 1038-nucleotide messenger RNA. It is a transcript of the gene CPT1, whose product is annotated as diacylglycerol cholinephosphotransferase. NCBI's taxonomy places the organism in Eukaryota, Fungi, Ascomycota, Saccharomycetes, Saccharomycetales, Saccharomycetaceae. Gene Ontology annotation, biological process: phospholipid biosynthetic process. The transcript has a single exon. Gene Ontology annotation, cellular component: membrane. Gene Ontology annotation, molecular function: phosphotransferase activity, for other substituted phosphate groups. The record is from RefSeq and is a predicted model, not a curated record. Bases 1 to 1038 code for a protein of 345 amino acids.
AUGGCACCAAAUCUCGUUACGUUAUCAGGCCUUGGUUUCAUCAUAAUCAAUGUUCUCACUGUAUUGUAUUAUGACCCUACGCUUUCAGAAGAGUCCCCUAGAUGGACCUAUUUCUCUUACGCUCUGGGCCUAUUUCUUUACCAGACAUUCGACGCUUGUGAUGGGCAACACGCUCGCCGCACUGGGCAAUCAGGUCCAUUAGGGGAGCUUUUUGAUCACUGCAUCGAUUCAUUGAAUACCUCUCUGUCCAUGAUUGUCUUUGCCUCUGCUGUUGGAAGCGGAAUGAGGUUUAUGACUUUAAUGUCUCAGUUUGCAAUUUUGUGCAACUUCUACUUGAGUACUUGGGAAGAAUACCAUACUCAUAAGUUGUUUCUCAGCGAAUUUUCUGGCCCAGUGGAAGGCAUUUUGAUUAUUGUUGCCGCCUUUAUUCUUACCGGAAUUUACGGUCCUCAGAAGCUAUGGCACACGCUACUAGGGGAGCUUACUCUAUGGGGGCACACUUACAGAAUUGAGAGCAUCCACGCUGUGUAUGCCUUUUGCAGUGUCGGGCUGGUCUUCAAUAUCCUAUCAGCAAGACGGAACGUUGUUGAACACUACAAAAAAGUAAGCGAUUCUACUCAAGAGGCAGUUGACGACGUGCGCAAGGCAACGAAGGGACUUGUGCCCUUUUUUGUCUAUUUCGGAACUGUGUUUGUGCUUGUGCUGAUUGACCCUGAGAUUAUUUCUCUACCAUUUAUUCUUUCUGUGGGGCUAACAAUGGCAUUUACAGUCGGAAGAAUCAUUGUUUCGCAUUUAACUAAACAAUCUUUCCCAAUGAUUAACCCACCCAUGCUGACUCCCACAAUUCAACUGCUUAUAAGGAUUUUGAUGGUGCACGUUAUUGGUUAUGACCAAUCGAGCGUUCUCACUGCAUUGAACUGGUUUGGCUUCGGUUUGACUAUGGGAAUCCACCUUAUGUUCAUUACAGAAGUGAUCUAUGAAUUUACGACAUACCUCGACAUUUAUGUGCUGUCGAUUAAGCACCCCAAAACCGCUUAA